CACUGGGGCUAGAAGAAGACAAAAGGAGGUCAGCGCAAAGCCAAGGGUCCCUCGCUCACCAUGGGCCCCUGGCAGCUCUGGCUGCUCCUGCUGCUGAGCAGCGGCGCCUGGACACAAGAGGAUGGUUUGGAAAACGCAAGUCCACUUUGCUCAAAAGAUGCUACUAGAUUUAAGCACCUCAGGAAAUAUGUUUACAGCUAUGAAGCAGAAACCACAAAUGGGGUAGCAGGAACAGCAGAUUCACGGAGUGGCUCCCAAAUUAACUGCAAGGUCGAACUGGAAGUCCCACAGCUAUGCAAUUUUAUUCUAAGGACAAGCCAUUGUAGCAUGCGUGAGGUGUCUGGUACUGAUCCUGAGGGCAGGGUUUUGUUAAAGAAAGCAAGGAACACAGAUGAAUUUACCACUGCCAUGUCAACGUAUGAGCUGAAGUUCAGCAUCCAGGAUGGUAAGAAUGUCGAGCUGUAUCCUGAAGACGGUGAACCGACCCACAUCCUAAACAUCAAGAGAGGCAUCAUCUCUGCUCUUUUUGUGCCGAUGGAGACAGAAGUCGAUGUCCAGACACUCACUAUGGAUACGGUGUAUGGAAAAUGUGAGAGUGAAGUUGAAGUAAAAACCAGGAGAAGCAACACUGCGGUCGCAGCAGGCAUCGCAAUCAAACGGAACCUGAAGUCCUGUGAUAACUUUAACCCUAUCAGGGAUCAUGUCAGUCCCAUUGCCCUCAUCAAAGGACUGAACACACCCUUAUCCACCCUGAUUAGCAGCAACCAGGAUUGUCAGUAUUCCAUUGACACAAAGAAAAAGCAAGUAUCUGAGGCAGUCUGCAUUGAGAAGCACUUGUUCCUGCCUUUCUCAUACAAGAAUACGUAUGGCAUGAUGGCCACAGUCAAACAAACUCUGAAAAUUGAAGAAACCCAGAAAACCAACAACAGGGACAUGGAUGUCAAUGGCCUGGUGAAGCGAGGACUGGCUUUGGAGGGUGUUGAGACCAAAUCCUCCAGGAAUGGUGAUGCGGUUCUGAAAGUCCUCCAGGAUCUACAGAAACUCUCAGUCACCCAGGAGAACCAUAAAAGGACCAGUCUUUUCUACAAAUUUGUAGCUGGAUUGAGAGGCUUACACAACAGCACCCUGGGCCCACUUGUGCCAAAGAUGAUGGAAACUUCCAGCUCCAUCACUGUACAGGCUCUGACGCAAUGUGGCACUCCAGAAUGUUUUGGAGCUCUCCUGCAAAUACUGAGAACUGGCAACGUGGAUCCACUUCUGGUAGAUACCAUCACUUACAGUUUAGGACUGCUGCUGUCUCCUCGUGCCUGGACAAUACAUGAACUCCUUAACAUGGCCCAGUAUCGCCAAAGCCGAGCUACAUUUUAUGCCUUGAGCCAUGCAGUCAACAGAUUCUAUGCUGUUAGACCUGUGGCAAAAGAAAUUAAUGAUGUGGCACAUUACAUGACAUCACUGAUUGGCAACGAAUGCUCUGGUGAUGAGGAACUCACUUACCUGACUCUUAGGGCUAUUGGAAAUAUGGGCAAAGCAAUGGAAGAAACCAGUGCUAAUGUGAAACAUUAUUUAAAAAUAUGCAUAAGAAGUAAUGUUGCAUCACCUGCAGUCCAGAAAGCAGCUAUUCAGGCACUGAGAAAAAUGGAAAUUACUGAUGAGGACCAAGGAGUUCUUGUUAGGGUUUUCCAAGAUGCCUCCUCUCCAGUCGAGAAGCGCCUGGCUGCUUAUCUAAUGCUGAUGAGACACCCUUCCCCAUCUGAUAUCUCCAAAGUGGUUAAAUCUCUUCUGAAGGACAAGAAUGACCAAGUGAAAAGCUUUGUGGCCUCCCACAUUGCCAACGUCUUAGACACGAAAGAUCCUUACAAUGAAGAACUUAGAAGCAAAAUUCAAGAAGCUCUUAAAGGAGCCCAAGUUCCAGCACCCAAAGACUUCCAAAAGUUUUCACGAAACUACCAGACAGACAAGACCAUGUUAGUGCCUGGAUUUCCUGACCCAUUUACAGCAAGCUGGGAAGGGAAUCUGCUCUUUGAUUCAAGCAGCUAUUUACCAAAGGAAUCCAUGCUAAAAAUGAUGCUUCAGACACUUGGGCACCGACCUCUGGAUCUGUUCGAGAUUGGCUGGGAUGGAAAGAACUUCGAGCCAACAAUAGAAGCCUUGUUUGGACCGAAAGGAUUUUUCCCUGACAGUGCCACCAAAGCGUUGUACUGGGUUGAUGGCCGAGUACCAGACGACAUUUCCCAAGCCCUCUUUGAUUAUUUUGGAUACCCCAAGGAUGGCUCGAAGGAUCAGGAUGUAAUGAAAGGAAUCAUGCUCAAUUUUGAAAAAGUGGUCAAAGAACUCACCACCAAAGAAUCACCUGAAGCCAGAGCCUACCUUCAGAUCUUCGAAGAAGAGCUUGGCUACUUGAAACUUAACGAUGUGAAGCUUCUAGGAAAUCUGAUUCUCAGAAGCCUUAAAACUCUUCAGACUGUCCCUGAGAAGGUUGCCCAGCUCAUCUCAAAGGGAUUCGCGAAUGACCUGUUUGCUCACUACAUCUUCAUGGACAAUGAAUUUGAGCUCCCAACUGGUGCAGGACUGCAGCUCCAGUUUGCCUUCUUGGGAGUAGCCACUCCUGGAGCGAAGGUUGGACUGAAUCCUUCACAGAAAAAUUUGCAAAUGGAACUGAUUGCUAAACCCUCCGUGGGUGUUGAGUUCAUCACUCAUCUAGGAGUGAAUAUCCCUGAGUUUGCUAGAAGUGGUGUGCAGAUGAAUACUAAUAUUUACCAUGAGUCUGGACUUGAAGCCCACGUUGGGUUGAAAGCUGGACAACUGAAGCUGACGAUGCCUGCACCCAAGACUCCAACCAAAAUCUUCAGUGUCAGCAAUGUCUUGCACUUGGUCACCUCCACUCGGACCGAAGUGAUUCCCCCACUGAUUGAAAACAGAGAAUCCCGAAUAUCUUGCACGCCUUUCCUUACUGGCGUGAACCUUUGUACCAAACUAGAAUACUCCAACGCCAGUUCCAUUGAGGCAGCCCCAUAUUAUCCUCUCACUGGAGAAACCAGGUAUGAGAUUGAACUCCAGCCAUCAGGAGAAGUAAGGGAAUACAGUCUAAGUGCCAAUUAUGAAUUGAAGAAAGAGAAGGAAGACUUAGUAGACACCAUGAAGUUCAUUGCUCAGGUUGAAGGUGUCAAACAAUCUGAAUCCACACUAAUCUUCAGGUACAACCGAGGCAAGCACAUCUUUACCAGUGAUCUCCACGUACCCUGUUUCAACAUUGACGUUGGUACCAACUUCAGAAUUACCGAUUCCUCGACUCAGGAAAGGAAGACAUAUACAUUUAUUUUAGACAUCAACAACAAGAAAGUUCCUGAAGUUACUCUUACAGGACGCAUAGGAUACAGCCCUGGAAGAGAGUCAUCAGGGGAAGCUUCGAUCUCUAUUCCACGCUUGGAAACCCAGGCGAAAACAGAUGUAUCCCUUCAGAAGUCACCAGAUGGGAUUGUGUUUCAUGUUGACUCUUCAGCCACAGCUUUUGGUUCUUCAGUUUCAGAAAGAGUUGUCUUGAAAUAUGAUAAUGAGAAAUUUGAAAUGCAAUGGAAUUCAGGCACUAGCGCUGCCUUGAAGAAAAUGUCAGGCAAACUACCUACUGAUUUUGCAGACUAUUCAAGGGCUUUCCAGAAACGGGCUAAUGAGAUGCUGGAUCACAAAGUAGUCAAUACAGAUAUGACGCUCCGCCAUAUUGUUUCUCAUUUCAUAACAGCAGUUAAUACGUGGCUACAGCAGACAUCCAGGAAUGUCCCUUAUGCCCAACAUCUAAAGGAGAGAUUGAGUGGACUUCAAGACCUAAACUUUCAGAACAUUGACCUUAUCACCAUUCCCGAGGAGCUCUUCUGGAGAAGUGACGGCCAGAUUAAGUACAUUUGGAACAAGGAGGGUGCUGUCCUCACCAUCCCUCUGCCAUUUGGCGGAAGAUCCUCCUAUGACAUACGAGUGCCCCAAACUGUCAGGACACCUCCAUUGGUAAUGGAAUCCCUGGGUAUGAACAUGCCAUCACAAGAGUACAGAAUUCCACAGUUCACCAUCCCGGAGUCUUACACACUUCGAAUCCCGUUGCUGGACACCUUUGAGAUGUCUUCCAAUGUGUACAGCAAUUACUACAAUUGGUCGGGCUCUUAUUACUUGGCAAACACCACGCGUGACACCUACAGCCUGAGAACAAGCUACUUCAUAAAGGCGGAUUCUGUGUUGGAUCUACUUUCAUACGAUGUGCGAGGUCAGGGAGCAAUAAAUUAUGACAGGAACACAUACACCGGUGAUUAUGAAAGCUCCUUGCAACACAGACUUCUCAAUUCAAAUUUUAAAUACAACGAAAGAGCCAUCUUUGAACCUAACCCCACAGCCAAAACAACUGCUGUGUUUGGUGCUUCAACCCCUCUGGGUGCUCGCUUCUCCCUGUCUCUUAACAGAAAUAGUGAAUACAAAGAUAACUUGUUGGUUGGAAAUGGAAACCUAGAAGCACAACUGGACAUUGCCUCAGCCUUUGUGAAAACCACAUAUACAGAGUUGCUCACCUAUAACACAAACAGCCAAAUGCUAGCAGCUGAAACCAACCUGAAGCUUGACUCUUCCUUCCUUCAGGCUACCAAUCAGAUCACAGGGAGGAUGAGUGAAGAUGGCUGGGGAAUCACCUCAGUCUCCAAUGUACAGAAUGGCUUUCUGACCAACACCGCUUCCUUGAAGUAUCAAAACAGCCAGCUGAAGUUGUCAUCUGAGACAGCUGGUAGGCACAGAGGCCUGGUAGCAACCAAUAAGUUUGAUGUCACUCUGGAGAAACAGGGGGCUGCACUUAGCUCAGAGUAUCGGGCCACGCAUGAACGGAACCAAGGCUAUGCUCUGAUUUCAGGCUCCGUUAAUAACCGAGGUGCUGAACUAAUUAGCCACGUGAUGGGACGAUGGCAAGGAAACAAAGCAGAACACAAAUCCACACUGAGCAUUAACCGGGAUGGGCUGGCCAGUGCUGCAACGACAACAGUGCAAUUUAGCCCCUUGAUGGUGGAGCAUGAAAUGAACGCCCGACUUGGCACCUCAGGAGCCUCCAUGACCAUCAAUGCUAACGGACGCCUUGGGAAACACAAUGCCAAGUUUGACUUAGAUGGGAAAGCGGCUCUCACGGAAGUGGUGCUCACAAGCGUCUAUCAAGGCAGCCUUUUAGAUGUGGACAGCAAGAACACUUUGAAUUUUAGAGUCAAUAAAGGAGGGCUCAAGUUUUCCAACAGCUUGGUAGGGUCCUACAAAGAAAUGAAGCUCGAACACACCCAUGACUUAAACAUUGCGGGCUUGUCCUUGACUUACACUUCGAAUUUAGACCACAUCAUCAGCUCAGCAAAAUCACACAAGCACCAUCUGGACUUGCAGCUGCAACCCUAUUCUCUCACAGCCAACGUGAACAACGACUUAAAAUACCUUGCUGCCAGUGUCAACAACAAAGCCCGGCUGCAACUUGAGCCUCUCAAGGUAAAUCUGGAUGGCAACGUGAAAGGUGCUUAUAGUGGCGAUGAGGUGAAGCACAGCUACAUCUUCACCUAUGCGGACCUGGUGGCACAUUUAAAGACUGACACUGUUGGAAGCGUUCAAGGGGCAGCUCUCGUCCACAGAUUUAGCUUGGAUGUCGCAGGACUCUCUUCUUCCAUUGCUGUCAACACAAACUGUAAUUCCAAAUUUCUAACCUUUACCAAUGAAAUUCGAUCUGCUGUGGCCCCGUUCACUAUCACCUUUGACAUGCAUACGAAUGGAGACGGGAGACUUCGGGUUUUGGGAGACCAGUCAGGGCAGCUUUACAGCAAGUUUCUGCUAAAAGUGGAGCCCCUUGCUUUUACAUUUUCUCAUUAUUACAAAGGAACCACUGAUCACAACUUCAACUCAGGGGCAAGACACAAAACGUUACUUGAUAAUAAAGUCACUGUACUUUUUACUCCAGCUGAACAAAGCAGUGCCUGGACAAUGAAAAGCCAACUCAACGAUAAUGUGUACACUCAAGAUUUUAGUGCCUUCAACAAUGCGGAAAAAAUUGGGGUGGAACUGAGUGGACAAACUUUAGCAGACCUUUCUGUAUUGGACUUCCCUAUAAACAUACCUCUCACAAGGACUGGCAGAAUCAACCUAGUUGACACAUUUGAUCUGCGGGACAAUAUAGCCCAGCCUCAAGAGUUUAGUCUCUCUCUUUCUGCGAAGUAUGACAAGAACAACGACGUGCAUGUCAUCAAUUUGCCCUUCUUGGAAUAUUUACCUGCUUAUUAUGAGCAAUGGAGGCGGUCCCUCUUAACUGUACUGAAGUCUCUUCAGAAGAACCUGAGAGAUGCAAAUGUAGAGCAGUUCAUAAGAAAAUACAGGACAGCACUGGAUAAAUUACCUCAACAGAUCAAUGAGUAUGUGAACAAUUUUGAUUUGAGAAGUAAAGCCAACAACCUAAAAGAGAGUCUGGAUGCUUUCAUAAAGGAUUAUGCAAUCACGGUAGAUGACCUUCAACUUUUUUUAGAAAAUACUAAAGCUAAUCUUCAGGAAGCUUUGUCUCGGCUGCAAAAAUUCCUGGAAGAAGCUGAAAACUACAUCAGGGAGAACUACGAUUUGAAGGCAGCUAUUGCACAACUCAUUGACCAAAUUGUUGAAAAAAUGAAAAUUCUAGACAAACAGUAUGAAAUCAGCACAAAAAUGAUUAACACUAUUCAACAAUUGCAAUCCAUUGUCUCUCAGUUUGAGCCUAGCCAGCUAGGAAAUGGAGUGGCAGCUUGGGCUCAAAAUAUGGAAGCUCAAUACAAAAUCAAAGCUCAAGUACAAGAAAAACUUGAUCAACUGAAGAGACAGAUUCAGAGGAUGGAUGCCACACAUAUUGCAGAGAACAUGAAGCUGGCGAUCCAGUCAAUCGACACUGGAAAUCUUUUAGAAAAGUUUAAAGUGUCCUUUCCACUUCAAAAACUUAAUCAAAUUCUUGAACAAAUAAAAGACAUUCUUCUCAAUUUUGCGGAAGACUAUGAAGUGUCUGAGAAGAUCAAUGUCUUCCGAGCCAAAAUGCAUGAACUUAUUGUAAACUACAAAGUAGACCAACAAGUCAAAGUUCUGAUAGAUAAGUUGGUAGAGCUGUCUAACCAACAGAAAAUCCGAGAAACAGUUCAGAAAUUGACCAACUCACUGAAGAAAAUAGACAUAAAAGUCUUCUUCAAUCAGGUACUGAAAUUUGUUGAUGAUGCAGUCAAGAAGCUCCAGACAUUUGAUUACAAAAAUCUUGUGGAUGAAAUCAAUGAUUUCCUUGAUAUUGCUAUAAAGAAAGUGAGAGCAUUCGAUUACAACAAAUUUGUAGAUGAAGCAAAUGUUAAAAUCCAGGAAGUUACACAGAAAAUCAACGAUGAAAUCAAAGCAUUAGAACUACCCCAAAAAGCAGAAGCUAUAAAACAAUACAUCAAAGAUGUCAAUGUUGUAGUUUCUCAGUACAUUCAGAAAUUAAAAGAAACAAGGCUUGCUGUCAUCAUUGACUGGUUCAACAACCUCUUAAGUUCUACAGCCAUAAGGGAACUGAAAAGUAAGACAUGUGAAUAUCUAGAAGACGCACGUGAUAGGAUUUACCGAAUGGACAUUGCAGCAGAGUGCCAAAGAUACCUUGAGAAAGUAGGUCAUUUGUAUGAUACCAUAGUCAACUAUCUAACUCAUCAGUGGAAGACUGCCUCAAAGAAGAUUAGUGCUUUUGCUGAAAAGUACAAUGUUAAAAAUAUGGCUGACAGCUUGAAUCAGUUUGUUGAAACAGGCUUUAAGGUUCCUGAAAUGAGAACAGGAAUAAUCAACAUCCCUGCCUUUGAAGUCAGUCUCCGAGCUCUUCAUGAAGCAACAUUUCAAACACCAGAUUUUAUAAUACCAUUUACUGACCUGCAUGUCCCUUCAUAUCAGCUAAACUUCAAGGAUAUGAAACACAUCAAAAUUCCAACCAGAUUUACAACACCUGAGUUUACUAUCCUAAAUGCCUUUCUGGUCCCUUCCUAUACUAUUGACCUGAAUGAAAUCAAACUGAAGAUUGUAAAGAUGAUUGAUCAAAUUCUGAGAAGUGACUUUCAGUUGCCAGAGGCUGGCGUGUAUUUCCAAGACCUAAGGGUGCAGGAUAUGUCUUUUCCUGACUUUCAUUUCCCAGAAAUGAAUUUGCCAGAGCUACAAGUACCUUUAUUAUCAAUCCCCAAGCUAAAUUUGGAAGAAUUUCAGGUUCCAGAUAUCCAUAUUCCAGAAUUCCAGCUACCACGUAUUCCGCAUUCUGUGACUAUCCCUACUUUUGGAAAACUAACAGGCACUUUCCGAGUUGCUUCUCCCUUCUUCACUCUGACAACUGAUGCUGCUUUCCACAAUGUAACAGCUUCUGAACACAGUCCAGAAUUUGUGGCUUCUGUGUCAGCUAUUACAACAUCCAAGAUCAACUACCUUGCUUUCACACUGACUGCAGAUUCACGACUUCUUGCUCCCGAGAUGCAGCGAUUAAUCCUAAGAGACAGCCUGAAGUUCUCCCAUGUCUAUAUUAAAGCUGAUCAUGUUGGUGAAAUGAUAUUUACAGGGACCACUGUUCAAGGUAGUUCUGAAACCACUGCAAAUGUCCUCAGUGCACGGAAUGCUAUGGAUCUGCACAACAAGCUAACAGUCAAUGUUCAGAAGAAGAUUUCCAUGGAGAGUAAGACAACAUACACUCAUAGGUUAAAUAUUCCAAAGGCCCAGUUCACCAGCCAAGCUGAAUUAAGCAAUGUGAUAUCAACAGAACUGGAAGCAGGACGCAUAUUACUGAGUUCUACUGGAAAAGGAGACUGGAAAUGGGCCACACAUGAUUAUUCUGAUGAAGGAACCCACGAAUCAAGUGUCACUUUCAGUGUAGGAGGAUCUGUAGCUGCAUUUGUGGCCGAAAACAGGAUAAAUGAUAAGUACUUGAAAGUCAACCAAAGACUGGCAUAUGAAUAUAAUUUACCAAGUUCUGCAAAGCUGCAGGUUGAGUCGACAGUGGAAUCUCCACUGUUGGGGCGUAGUGUCCUGAGCCUACAAGGCACUGGGAAUCUUGCAGAACUGAAAAUAGAAGUCAGUGGAACACACAAUGCUAAGUUAAGUGGACGCAUCUCUGGGACUUUGAAUAAUGAUGUGGCCUUCUUGGUACAGCCCUUUGAAAUCAGUGCAUCAACAAAUAAUGAUCUGAAUGCGAAAGUUAGCUUACCACUGAAGAUUGUUAGCAAAGUUGAGUUUCUGAAUAACUAUAACCUUAAGCUGAGUCCUUCCACUCAACAAGUUAGCUGGAGAACAGAGAGCAGAUUUAACCAAUACAAAUAUGCCCACAACAUGUCAGCUGGCAACAAUGAAGAUCGCAUUGAAGGGUCCGUGUCUAUAAAUGGUGACGCUAACUUGGACUUCCUAAAAAUUCCCCUCUCAUUUCCUGAACAACAUGUCCCCUACCUUGAUGUAAAGAUGCCCCAGGUUCAAGAAUACUCUCUGUGGGAGGAAACAGGGUUGAAGAAUUUCCUAAAGACUACAAAGCAAUCAUUUGACUUAAGCCUAAAAGCUCAAUACAAGAAGAACAAAGAUAUGCAUUCAUUUCAGAUUCCUUUAGAUGGAGUGCAUAGAGCAAUCAACGACUAUAUUGUGUUCUUCAACAAGCAUUUUGAGAGAGGUAGGGACCAAACCUUGGCUUUCCUGACAGAGUCAUACAAUCAAGCCAAAACCGAGUUUGACAAAUACAAAGUGCAUCCUUCUGCCAACCAAGUUCCACAGAUCUUCAGGAUUCCAGGAUACACCGUUCCAGUGGUCAAUAUUGAGGUCUCUCCCUUUACAGCUGAGCUGCCAGCUGUGGGCUACAUUAUCCCAAAAGAAAUUAGCACUCCCAGUUUCAAAGUGCCACUUGUUGGGUUUUCAGUGCCAUCAUAUACAUUAGUCCUUCCAUCAUUUGGACUGCCGGUUCUUCACAUUCCCCAAGGUCUCCAGACAUUGAAACUUCCCAGCUAUCAGAUACACAGUCCGUCUGAUAGAGUGUACAUUCCAGCCUUGGGAAAUUUCACCUAUGAAUUUUCAUUCAAAUCCAGUAUGAUCACCUUGAACACAAACGCUGGUUUUUUCAACCAAUCUGAUAUCAUUGCUCGUUUGAGUUCAUCUUCCACUUCAGUGAUUGAUGCUUUGCAGUAUAAACUGGAUGGAACGACCAGUCUCACAAGGAAGAGGGGGUUGAAGCUAGCAACUGCAUUAUCCCUGAUCCAUAAAUUUGUGGAAGGAAACCAUGACAGCACUAUCAGUCUUACAAAGAGAAACAUAGAAGCUUCAGUAAUAACCACUGCAAAAAUCAGUACACCGGCCUUAAAAGUAAAUUUUGGACAAGAACUUAAGGGAAAUACAAAAUCAAAACCAAUAAUUUCUUCAACUAUAAAUUUAAAUUAUGAUAUUGAUAUUCCUGUUGCCACAGCUAAAGGAGCAAUUGUCCAUAAGGUCUCCCUAGAAAGCAUUCUGUCUUACAUAUCUGCAGAUACUUCAACCAAUGCUCUCAUUAAUGGAGCAUUUUACCAAGACACCCCAUUUUCUGGAAAGCUGGUUCAUGAAGCAAAUGCCUACCUAAAUUCUAAAGGUGCUCGAUCUUCAGUCAAGUUUGAAACGAAUUCUAAAAUUGAUGGGAUCUGGAAUUUUGAUAUGAAAGAAAAUGUGGCCAUUGAAGCAUCUAUUCAUCGUCUUUAUGCUGUAUGGGACCACAAUGGAGAAAAUAAUUUUCAUUAUCGUCCAGUUUUUGUAACUAUGGGAAACCAGAUCUGCAAAGUAACUUUUGAAUUAGCACCAGAAAGUCUCUCAGCAGCUAUUCAGGUACAAGCCACACAAUCGAAUGACAUGCUUUGUGAUACUUCAGUUAAUCAAGACUUUUUCAUUGCCAUCAACAAAGGAAACCAGAAGAUAGCCUGGAACAGCAAAAACCAAAUCCAUACUCUCUUCCUUGGGCAUGACUUGAAGUUAUCAAAUGAUGACAGAGAAAUUCAGUUUGAGCUGCUGGGAUCUUUGGGUGGGCACAUGGACUUCCUCAAAUACCUCGUGCUGCCGGUUUACAACAAGGACUUAUGGGACAUCUUGAAAUUAGAUCUCACAACUAGUCCUGAAAAGAAGCAAUACUUGAAUGCAUCAACCUCUAUCGUAUACACCAAAAAUGAAGACGGUUAUUUUAUCCCCAUAAAUAUAAAUGGAAUCAAAGUCCCCAAAAAGUUGACCAUGAUGGCAUUUGACAUCAAACUGCCUUCACUGCCAAAAAUCCAGGUUCCCCAGUUAGAUGUACUAACAAGGCAUGUUGACGUGGAAGAAUAUAAAAUUCCUUACCUUGAGCUGACUGUCCCGGAAAAUCUACUGACUAUAUCCCAGUUUACUCUUCCAAAGACAUUCUCUCUGGGCAAUGUGGUUGUGGAUUUGAAUGCUGUCGCCAACAAGAUAGCUGACUUUGAUCUGCCUACAAUUACAAUUCCUGAGCAACAGAUGGAAAUCCCAACCUUUAAAAUCACUUUGCCUGCUGGAAUUUACUUGCCCAAAUUUGGAGCUUUGGCUGCUUCUUUCAAGGCUGCAUCUCCUGUGUACAAUGGCACUUGGGAAACAGAGUUCAAGAAUAACAAAGACUCCUUUGAACAUUCAAUUGAUUUUACUGCAAAUUCACCCCUGCAAUUUUUGGAGUACGAUCUAGAGGGUGUUUCGAUUUACACAUAUGAAGGUGAUCUCCUAAGAGCAAAUACUAAAGGCACCUUCUCACAUCGGGACCUGAGUAUCGACUACAAAGAAGUUAUGAUUUUACAAGGAUACAGACUCCUGGACUACACUGGAUCUGUGGACAUCCUUAGCCCAACAUUCACGGAUCUUCAAGUGCGUUACCACUCGGAUCAGUCGAAAAUUGCAGUCUCAGCAACAACUUCUUCAGCCGGCACUCUUGGUUUUGUGAUCGCUCUGGACGACAAUAUCCUCAAGAGCAAGAUUUUCUACCAAACUCAGAACAACCCCAAGAAUGAAAUCGAUGUCUUUAAAAGUGAGAUAUCUUUCAAUGAUCCUGAACAUAUUCAAUACAAAGCCAACUGGAAAGAGGACGAGGCCAUAGUCUUCCUCCAAGGUUUAAAAGAGAAAAUGCCUAAAAUGGCCAAUGCCCUGUAUCAAGCUGUGGACAAGUACCAUUAUGAGCAUAUGGGCAUGAAGAUCAGUACUGCCACCUUAAAACUCAAGGACAGACUGAGAAAUAGUGCUGACACAGCUUACAGAGGCACUCUGAACAGUAUCAAUGAACUGGAGAAUCAGCUUCAUGUAGUCACUAACCAGGCUACUGGGAAAUACCAGAAGUUGCAGAAGAAGGCCCAAAGGUUGUACUAUGAUGCUGCAGAUCAAGCCAGCCAAAUGGACUAUGACCAAAUCAGAGCCAAAAUUUUCAGUGCCGCAAUGGACACAAUAGAAGAGUACAAUAAAAAGGUCAAGCGUCUUCUUGACUCUGGCAUUGAAUUUUUGAAAGUAACAAAACUUCAGGUACCAGGGAUGGCGGAGAAACACACCGGGGAAGAGCUUUUUGUGAUGGCCACAGCAAAGGUAGCCAAAGUGGUAGACCUCUGCAUUACCAGAUUGCAAGAAUAUUUUGAUGCUUUCAUCGCCUUUGUCAGUGAGCUAGAGGUUCAAAUUCCAGCUUCCAGCCAGAUUAUCAAAGGAAGUCAAAUACUUGAUGAAAUUAAAGGAUUUUUGGCACACGUACACAGGAAAGUCAACCAGAUAUUUGUUGGGAUCCAGGAAAUUGACUUUGCACAACAUCUGAGAGACCUAAAAGAAGUCGUUCAGCAGAUCUUCCAAAAGAUAGAAGAGCUAGUCAGAAAUGUACAAGCCCAAAACUACGAAUAUGUUAACACCCAGAUAAAACAAGCAUUCACAAAGUUUUUACAAGGACUGAAGAGUAUAGCAGAAGACAGAAAGUACUUGGGUCCUCGUAUUGAAAACAUCAUCCAGAACACCAUAGAAUCAGGCUCCACAAAGCUGGAAGAAUUUUUGCAGAGUGUAAAAGUCCUGAGGGAGGAAUAUUUUGACCCAAGCAUUGUUGGCUGGUCUGUCAAAUAUUAUGAAGUGGAAGAGAAAGUGUUGGCUUGGCUGAAAAGUGUCAUCAGUGCUGUGGUAGAGUGGCAUACCAAAAAUGUUAGUGAGACUGCUGACUUUGUGGCACGUCUGACAGAGCGAGUCAAAGAAUUUGUGGAGAAACAGGAACAACUCAAUGAGCUGUCUCAGUCUGCUCAUGACCAAAUCCUGUAUUGGUCCGAAGCUGCCAGAAAGAGCGCUGCUGAUCAAAACGAACAAGUCAAGGCAAAACUACAGGAGGCGUACGAACACCUUUCUGAGGCCUAUGAAAGGCUCAUUGCCGAGACGAAAAAAUUGAUCGACUUCACAAUAGAAAACUAUACAGCAUUCCUCCAGUAUCUCCAGCAGCUUCUUAAUCAUGUUGAGACCACAACAGCUGAAACCUUAAGGCCUUAUAUAGUUGUUCGCCAAGGAGAACUCAGGGUAGACAUACCAAAACCGUUCGAUUUGCUAUUGUUCUAUUCACCUCCCCAGACAAUUCAGGGAAACGAAUUGAUUCAGCAAGGCAUCAGUCAGACUUCCAAGAAAAGGGAAGAGCUCCAGAAUUCCAUCCAUUGGCAAAUUUGUGCUGGGCAACUGACCAUGCAGCAGAUCAAACAAAAUAUACAGAAGUGCAUACAGUCCUGGAUGCAUAAAUAUGAGGAAUGCUAGUAGAUGCUUUUUUUAAAACACAACAUAUUUAAAACCUACAUCUAGUAACGCUUGUUUUCGGGGCUCAUUUUUUGUGGGGGGACAUCAGUAAGCUAUUUGUUUGAAUCUGGCAUUUCUGCAUGAAAGAUGAAUAAUCUGCAGGUUAGUUUCAUGCUCUGCAAAAGCCAAUAAAUGAAUUCUGUAUGACAUCUCAGUGUCCUUUAUUAAAACCAGUUUCCUUGAAAGACUGUGAUCCAGUGCUUGUGAAUAGAGGGGUUUACAGUGGCUUCAUGUCAGAAGUUAUAGGGUCAGCCGCACUUCAUGCAAUAUAAAAUAAGAAGCGGCUUGUGUGAUAAAGGUCAGCCUAAACUAAAGAGUAGGAAUAAUUAAUAUUUUUUUAAUCAGGAAGGUAACCAGUGAGUACAGUUGAACAAAAGAGAGUCAGAAGUCUGUGAGCAAGAGAAUAAGCACUGGGUUAAUAUUGGUGAAUUUCACAGAAAAUAAAACAAAUCAAAACAAAAAUGUCAGUGGCAGUUAAAUUAUUACAGCCACAAGUAAAACAAAAUGCUUGUUUUUCUGCCCUAAAUAAUCCUCCUAACCAAUCAAGGGUCAGGACCAUAUUUGUAAAGAAAAAUGGUUUCUAUUUUCUUCUUUACCAAGUUAGUGUUCUCUGCACUUUGCAACCAUGGUUUUUAUAUUUCGGUUUUGAUUGUGAAACAUAUUAGGCAAGCUUCAGAUUAAUCCAAGGUUGCCAGUUCCUUGCUCUGAAGCAAGCUUCUGGGCUGCCCUUUGUCUUUACUAAGAUAGUGCUAUGCAGUUGGGAAAAAGAUCAAGAGAUGCAGUAUUUCAGCACCUUUAAAGAAACAUAUGCCCUCUUUGGGUGAUGCUCCAAGAAGUCUCAUCAAAAUUAUUCACAAAACUGAAAUAUAAAAAUUUUAAAAGCAAACUAUCUGAGUUUAAUAAUUUAUUUAGUAUUAUAUUUUGCUGUUAGCAUACUAUGUACAUACCAGAGCUCCCCCUCUCUCCCCUUCCCUUCUUGCUUCUAUUAGAAUAAACUCAUUUUUGCAGUAUCAAUAGAAGUGAUGUGUGUAUGUGUCUUUUAAUUAAACUGUUUUUCUCUGUG
Molecule: messenger RNA, 14845 nt
Organism: Pogona vitticeps (central bearded dragon)
Lineage: Eukaryota; Metazoa; Chordata; Lepidosauria; Squamata; Agamidae
Gene: APOB
Product: apolipoprotein B
Biological process (GO): lipoprotein transport; cholesterol transport; cholesterol homeostasis
Cellular component (GO): very-low-density lipoprotein particle; mature chylomicron; low-density lipoprotein particle
Molecular function (GO): cholesterol transfer activity; low-density lipoprotein particle receptor binding
Source: RefSeq, a predicted model, not a curated record